This is a messenger RNA of Pieris rapae (cabbage white), 1912 nucleotides long. Its product is annotated as fibroblast growth factor receptor substrate 2. The transcript has 2 exons. Gene Ontology annotation, biological process: cell surface receptor protein tyrosine kinase signaling pathway. Bases 282 to 1799 code for a protein of 505 amino acids. Gene Ontology annotation, cellular component: cytoplasm. Lineage: Eukaryota; Metazoa; Arthropoda; Insecta; Lepidoptera; Pieridae. The record is from RefSeq and is a predicted model, not a curated record.
UUAAUCUGUGGUUUAAGGAAAUAAAGUCAUUACAUAUUAUUAUUAUUAUGUGAUUAUUAAAAUAUAUACCAAACAAUUUACAUAAUAAUUAUUAAAGUGAAAACUGUGUUUAUUAUUAGUUUAAUGAUAACGUUACAUAUAAAUAGAAGUCUGAUAGAAAGAAGAUGCGAAGUCCAGCUGAAACGGUGUUUCGUAGAGGUCGAUGAAUGUUUUAAAUGUGUUGUUUAAUGGAUAGGUAUAACAUUCGAAUUUGAUAAAUAAUUGUAAUUACUGUUAUCGCGAUGGGAUGUUUCUAUAGCAAAAAGGAAAUUUCUGACUUGCAUCCAAAUAUAUUUCGCGUUGUUAAUAUUGAUGAAGAUGGCUCAGACCUGUGUUCUGGUCAGUUAGAAAUAACAGAUAUAGAUAUCAUUCUUUAUAGAGAAGGCAGAGAUUCAACAGUAUGGCCACUACAUUCUUUACGAAGAUAUGGCUUUGAAGGAGAUUUAUUCAGUUUUGAGUCAGGACGGAGAUGUGAAACAGGUGAAGGAAUAUAUGCAUUUAGAUGCCGAAGAGCAUCUGUGCUCUUUAGAACCCUGCAACAACAAAUACAAUUACGAAAUGUUGUCCAUGAUUCAGUGUCAUAUCCAGUAUCAAGAAUCAAUCCAUCUCCUCAAAGCCGACAAACACUUCAAGCUAGUGUGGUUCACAGAUCUUCAGUGGAUAAUGGACAACCAGAUACAGUUCUGAACAAUAAUCCUAUAUUGCCACCAUUGCCACGUAAUCCAACUCCCAGGUCUCCAUCUAGUGCAGAUAUAUUAGAGGUAGUCCAACCAUUGAAUGGACGUACCCAAACAAAUACUCAUGCUACUAAUAUCUACCAAGUGAGAAAUUUUAAAAGGGAACACAAUAACAAUCAGUCUGAACUUGGAGAUGGGCGACAUAUGUAUUCUAAUGAACUUAAUAGGGACUUGGCAAAACUUAGAAAAACCUUAAGACGUGAAAUGGCUUUAAUUGCUAUCAGAGACAUUGAGGAUGAGACAAGGUUUCUUAAAGGGAGGUAUAUGGAAAAUGAAGGAGGGCCAUCUAAUGAAAUGACAAAUGAUAUUGACCAAAAAUCACUAGAAGAUAGUGAUAAAUUGCAUGCUGAUCUUGCCAUACAGACAAACAUAAAUUCGGACCUGAAUGUUGAUCAAAAAGAUGCUGUCAGAGAUCCUACCAGGCUAUAUGUUAAUAUUACACCAAAUGAACAACUUCCCGUAGAACCUGUUAAAAAUGACAUACCUAUCACACCAGUUACACCCAAACCAGUAGAGUAUUGCAAUCUGACUAUUGGUUCUAACCCAGAGGUCAACACAUAUGCUAAUCUUAUGAUAGGUGAAAUGGCUGAGAAUAUCAAAAAACAUGAUCAUAAUCAGAAAUAUUCUGAAUCUGAUACUUUUAUGUCUAUGUCACCAGUGGAGGAACUAGAAGUCAACUAUGCUGUUUUAGAUAUUGAUACAAAUAAAGAAACUCUACGAACAGGUGUGCAAGCAGCAAGCCCUGAGAGUCAAUCAAAUAAUAGUUCUAAGAAUAAUAGUACUGCAUCUUAUUCCUCACAUGCAAGAAGCCGAAUUGUAUCACAAAAUAGUAUAGAUAAAGGUUCAAGUACAAAUGCUGUACCAUCAUUAGCCACAACAGCUAGCAUAGGCUAUACCACUAUAGAUUUUGACAAAACAGUCGCAUUAACUUCAGUUGCAGCAGCCGCUGAUGCAAACCUUGAUGGUCGUAAAAGCAGACAUAACUCAUGUGUUAUUAUUUCAAAUGCUUGUGAAAGGAAGUAAAGAAAAUUCUAUUCUAGUUGAGAAUAAUACUUUAUCAUCAUUAUUAUCUAUUACAUGACUGUGGUGUUACUGAAUAUACAAUAUACUAUAGGAGUAUUAGGAUCAUUUGUGUU